UUACGUAACCAGCAAUGAUUUCCGCAUCUUUGCUGGACUCGUAGACAUCGAUUACAUUAUAUAUCGAUUAAAUCAUAAUGGUUUGAUUUCGGAAGCAACAUGGCAAAACAAAUGAUCAAAAAUACAAAUAAUGGGAUGUGCCAGUGAGUCUUGGUUAAAAUAGAAAAAAGUGUGCCAAAAAUAACCCCACCUAUUGUCCUAGUGGAUCAAACUCAAGAUGGCUGCCCACAGUGCCGCACUCUCUAUGGCCAAAAUCGUCAAACCAUUUUGGGCUGGAGUAGCAGGAAAUACAGCCAAAGUUUUUGGAACAACCGUGUCAAGCCACAGGAAUAAGACGGUGCUGACUGGAGAAAACAUUCCUCCCCCAGCUAAGUAUGGAGGGAGACACACUGUGACCCUCAUACCUGGAGAUGGAAUUGGUCCAGAGCUCUUUAAUCACGUCAGAGAGGUUUUCAGGUUCAGCUGUGUGCCUGUGGACUUUGAAGUGGUACAUGUUAACUCUGCCUUGGAGACUGAAGAUGAUAUCAACAAUGCCAUCACUGCCAUUCGACGUAAUGGCGUGGCUCUCAAAGGUAACAUAGAAACCAAACACACUAUGCCCCCAUCUGUCAAGUCCAGAAAUAAUCUCCUCCGCACAAGCUUGGACCUUUAUGCCAAUGUGAUGCACUGCCAGUCCCUCCCUGGUGUCCAGACUCGCCAUAAGAAUAUCGACAUCAUGAUUAUCCGCGAAAACACUGAAGGAGAGUACAGCAGUUUGGAGCAUGAGAGUGUAUCCGGUGUUGUGGAGUCUCUCAAAAUAAUCACCAGGAACAAUUCCCUCCGAAUCGCAGAAUAUGCCUUUCGACUGGCCAGAGAGAAAGGGCGGCGCAGGGUUACUGCUGUCCACAAGGCCAACAUCAUGAAGCUGGGUGAUGGCUUGUUCCUACAAUGUUGCAGAGAAGUGGCCUCGGGGUACCCUGACAUCACAUUUGACAGCAUGAUUGUGGACAACACCACUAUGCAGUUGGUGUCUAAUCCUCAGCAGUUUGAUGUGAUGGUAAUGCCCAACCUUUAUGGCAACGUGGUGAGCAAUGUGUGUGCUGGCCUGGUGGGCGGUCCUGGCCUGGUGCCUGGAGCCAAUUAUGGCCGUGACUAUGCCGUCUUUGAAACGGCCACAAGGAACACAGGGAAGAGCAUUGCAAACAGGAACAUUGCAAACCCCACUGCCCUGCUCCUAGCUAGCUGCAUGAUGCUUGACCAUCUUAAGCUGUUUGAUUAUGCAACUUUGAUCCGGAAUGCAGUCCUCACUACCAUGAAUGAAACCAGGUUGCACACAGCGGAUAUUGGGGGACAGGGCACCACAUUAGAGGUGGUUCAGUCCAUCAUGAGAAUCAUCCACAGUAAAGGGCAAUACACAGCUGACAUCUAAAUAUCUAAACACACAAUGUCUUUGUAUUAUUGACAUCAGAACGGUUAAACCCCCCCGCCUCGCCAUCUCAUGACAGUGCACCUAUUUGAUAUCAUGUCUACUCAUAUUCUCUGUUAUGUAUCUUAAGUGCUACAGCCUUUACAUUCUGCAAUACUGUAUAAUUAAUGCAUUUCUCGUUUUGUGUGCUGUAACUUUACAAAAGUGUAUACUGUAUGCCUUACAGAUGGUACUAUCUUGUUGACAUAUCAUUCCUAUGUCAUCUUUAUUUAUACUGUGCAAACACAAGAGGCUUUUGCCAUGCAAGUCUUUGGCUCACAUGAUGGCACUUAAAACAUUUCCUGUCUGAAUAUAGACUUAUUUUAUGUUGCUAUAAUUAGGCAUAAUUACUUUAUCACAUACAUAUUAUUAAAUUAACCUACCUGAAACUGUGCUCUUGUUUCAAUAUGACAAGUACUGUAGCCAUGAUAUCAGUACAGUUCAAGUUGUGAUAUGUGGGAAAGACGAAGUGACGAAGCUCCGCCACUGUCUAAAACACAAAUUUGUAAAAUGAAGUGGAUUAAAUUACAAUUCUUCGGGUAAAUAUAAGUAACUGAUAAACCAUUUGCUAUUCCAUAUCUUCACCAGAAGAGUGUGCUACUCACAAACCACACUGAGUCAUGUUAACUUGAGCUAUAUAGUAAACACAGCAUCUUUCAAUUGUGCUAAUUUUAAAACACUGAGAACUUGGGAACCUUUAUAGGAAGAUAGACAGAUUAUAAAACAUAAUUGUCAUAUUUCUGGUUCUCUCAAUGGGAUUUCUAAGAAUAAUGGGCCCAGGAUGGUUCGCAAAUGUUGCUAAAUGAACACACAAAUUUUGGCUCUGAGCCAUGUCCCUCAUUUAUCUUCAUUUAAAAUGAAAGCAAGCAAUUUAUGAUAGUCGUAUGGUAAAACCACAGCAUUGCUGAUUACUGUAGUUAACACAGUUUGACGUCUUGCUCAUUUUUUUUUGUUUUGUCCAGCCCUGAGGGCAGAGAGUAUUGUUGAAUGCCCUUACAUGCUCAACAGAUUUGCUCUGCCAGGGAAAAGUGUGAGAUACUCAUCCCCUGUUAUACAGAAUUUAUUUGACUUUAUUUGAUGUUUUGUUGUUAUGCAAAUUUGGAGCGGCCAGACCGGAGCAGGAGGGGAUAUAGAAGAAGAGAAAAGAAAACAGAGGGGAGAGUGCGGGGACAGGAGGGGGACAACACAGAGAGAGACAAGAACAACAGCAACAAAAACAAUUGUGACAAUAACAAAACAACCGAAACAAACGGGACUACAUCAGCAAAUGUCUGUGACGGUCAUGAAGACCAUGAUGGAGAGGACAAAAUAAUAUCAACAACCACAGUGAUAAUACUGCAUUUGAAACAGUCGUACAUAUUAGUAGUAAUAGUAGUAAUGAAAUUAUUAACCAUGAUAGUGAACAGAAUGACAAUAACUGUAAUAACUGUAAUCAUAUUGCCGACAUCACCAUCACGUAAUAAAACCAACAACAUAACACCCUGGUUAACUCAGUGAGUUAUG
Molecule: messenger RNA, 2947 nt
Organism: Dunckerocampus dactyliophorus (ringed pipefish)
Lineage: Eukaryota; Metazoa; Chordata; Actinopteri; Syngnathiformes; Syngnathidae
Gene: idh3g
Product: isocitrate dehydrogenase (NAD(+)) 3 non-catalytic subunit gamma
Exons: 13
Coding region: 218-1408 (396 amino acids)
Biological process (GO): isocitrate metabolic process; tricarboxylic acid cycle
Cellular component (GO): mitochondrion
Molecular function (GO): magnesium ion binding; oxidoreductase activity, acting on the CH-OH group of donors, NAD or NADP as acceptor; NAD binding
Source: RefSeq, a predicted model, not a curated record